Messenger RNA from Telopea speciosissima, 1091 nucleotides. Its product is annotated as probable trehalose-phosphate phosphatase C. NCBI's taxonomy places the organism in Eukaryota, Viridiplantae, Streptophyta, Magnoliopsida, Proteales, Proteaceae. Gene Ontology annotation, molecular function: trehalose-phosphatase activity. The record is from RefSeq and is a predicted model, not a curated record. The coding region runs from base 19 to 1074 and encodes 351 amino acids. The transcript has 9 exons. Gene Ontology annotation, biological process: trehalose biosynthetic process.
AGGUUUAUUAUUUUGCAAAUGGGGUUUCAACUGCAAGCAAAUGAGCAGGACAUUGAGUCAUUGAUAAAGGCCAGGUCCAAUGAGAAUGUUGAUAAGAUUACUACUGUCAAGAUGCCCAUAACUUGUGAUCUUCAAACUAAAGAACCUGAUCUUAGCAGUAAUGAAACUAUUACUAGUGAUGAUAAUUAUGCUUCAUGGAUUAUGAAGUUCCCCUCUGCAUUGAGCAUGUUUGAUCAGAUGAUGAAUGAAGCAAAAGGGAAAACCAUUGUCGUGUUUUUGGAUUAUGAUGGAACCCUCUCACCGAUCGUUGAUGACCCUAGUCAGGCAAUUAUGUCGGAAGAGAUGCGCUCAGCAGUCCGUGCAGUAGCAGAGCAUUUUCCAACAGCUAUUAUCAGUGGAAGGUGCAGAGACAAGGUUUAUGACUUUGUACAGCUAACUGAUAUAUACUAUGCUGGAAGCCAUGGAAUGGAUAUAAUGGCCCCAAUGCGAACUCUCCGGCCGGCCACUGCCGAUUACCAGACAAGAACCGUUGAUCAAAUGGGGAAUGAAGUAGUAGUUUUCCAACCUGCCCAAGAGUUCUUACCAGCAAUUCAAGAGAUAUUGAAGGCAUUGGAGGAAAAGACCAAAACAAUACGGGGUGUUACAACAGAAAACAAUAAGUUCUGUGUAUCUGUUCACUUUCGGAAUAUUGAUAAGGAGGACUAUUUCGAACUUGAAGAGCAGGUGAAGUCUGUGCUUAAGGAUUAUGCAAAUUUUCACCUAACUAGAGGUAGAAAGGUCAUGGAAAUACGUCCAUCUAUAAAGUGGGACAAGGGUCAUGCGCUGGAAUAUCUACUGGAAACUCUGGGGUUUGGCGAUUCCAAUGAUGUCCUUCCAAUGUACAUCGGAGAUGACAGAACUGAUGAAGAUGCUUUCAAGGUGAUACAGAGUAGAGGACAAGGCCAAGGGUAUCCUAUUAUUGUGUCUUCCAUCCCCAAGGAGACUAAUGCUUCUUACUCUCUCCGUGAUCCAUCAGAGGUCAUGUCUUUCUUGAUCCGUCUUGCAGAAUGGUGGAACUCUUCCUUUUUAGGUUAGUUUUGUUUAUUAAUUAG